Didymosphaeria variabile is the source of this 909-nucleotide messenger RNA. RefSeq lists its product as uncharacterized. The transcript has 2 exons. NCBI's taxonomy places the organism in Eukaryota, Fungi, Ascomycota, Dothideomycetes, Pleosporales, Didymosphaeriaceae. The coding region runs from base 1 to 909 and encodes 302 amino acids. The record is from RefSeq and is a predicted model, not a curated record.
AUGUUACCACCUGUGGAUAAUACGACGUUGGAGCGGAACCCCAACUUCGAGGUGCUAUAUAGAGAUUUGUGCGCGAGGAAGCUGAAUCCGGAUGGCUCAACGCGCGAUUCGAAGAAACAGAGGAUGCAUGGGGAGAUACGGCAGGAUCUAACGACACACCGCACAAAUGUCCACACUUCACAAAUUCUCUCUCAGACCCUCACCACUCUACCCUCCCGAUCGGCUACACUUCCACAAGACUUACACUCCCCAAUCGAUCUCGUCACAGCACAACUUACUGGCCAAAUCCCAGCCUCAGACCGCAACACUUUAGCUACCGACACACAGUUGUUUCUUUCAAACAUUGACAUCAUCUCUUUCGCGCUAUCCGAUCAGCUCAUCACUACCGCUAGUCUCCUGUGCAAGAUUGCAGACCCAAAAUCCCCUCCUGAGAUCGAAGAAUUGCGCUCAAAGGCCGAAGGACUUCGAAAUGCUGCAACCUUGGACCUAACCAAAGACCUAGCAGACGAAAAAGUCCAUCUCGCAAACUUGGCGCAUACCGUCCUGACCCUCCACUUCGACCUACUCCAAACCAGCAUCCUCAUCCUCGAACGCACACAGCAUGGCGCCAUCGCCCGCGCCACAUCCACCCACGCCGAGCACAUCGCUGCACGCGCUGCCUUGCUUGGCCUCCAAGCUAAGAUUCACACCCAUACGCAUCCGCCGCCAGCGGAGUUUGUGAAGGCUUUGAAGAAUUUCAAGGCUGAGCAGGGUAGUAGCGAGGCCAAGUUGAGGGAUAGGGAGGGCUUGGCGAGGAGGACGUUGGAGUUGUACGGGAGGGCGGGGGAGAGGGGGAUGAGGGAUUUGGCGGGGAGGAAGGAGGUAUUGUUGAACGAAAUUGGGAGGAUAGAGGGGAAAUUGAAGGUUUAG